Molecule: messenger RNA, 1668 nt
Organism: Mizuhopecten yessoensis (Yesso scallop)
Lineage: Eukaryota; Metazoa; Mollusca; Bivalvia; Pectinida; Pectinidae
Product: M-phase inducer phosphatase-like
Exons: 9
Coding region: 180-1220 (346 amino acids)
Biological process (GO): G2/M transition of mitotic cell cycle; positive regulation of G2/MI transition of meiotic cell cycle; positive regulation of G2/M transition of mitotic cell cycle
Cellular component (GO): cytoplasm; nucleus
Molecular function (GO): protein tyrosine phosphatase activity
Source: RefSeq, a predicted model, not a curated record
GGUCCUUAUGUCAGUUAUACUAAGUCUUAGAGAAGAUGUCAAUCCGACUUUUUAUGUUGUAUUGUCACACAUUGUUAAGACACUAACAGAUGAAUUAAUUCCAUGUACAUAACCUGAUCUCUGACCCCAAGCUCAGACUUCCCCUCACGUAUCAGUUAAUUUAAUCAUUCUAACGGAAGAUGAAUUCUCCUUUGACCUUUACCCCGUGUCGCAGCCUUGACUUUAAUGCUGAUGAGGUCAAAUCCCUGAUGACCCCGGAAGUAAAAAAAGACCUCCGUCAACUCUUUGAUGAUGAGGACUCGGGACUUGGGAUGGAUGAUAAGAUGCUCGCUCCAGAAAACGGCCGAUCGGAUGAGUUAUCAUUUAAUUUGACUGCGAUCCUGAACUUGACAGACUUCAGCAAAGAAAAGUUACAGAUAAGAAAUAAUAAUUUACACCAACAAGGUUCGAGUUCCAAACGAUCUCUAUUCACGGGCAAGCGUCAACGAGAUGAAGAUGACGAUUCUCCAACUCCAUCCUCCAAGUUACAGAGAAGGGGCGAGGCUGUGUUCAGGAGGACUUUGUCUUUUGGGGACUGGUCUAUGACAUCACCAGAGAUUAGAGCCAAUGACGUGAAGGCUGUUGUUAACCGUUUGGUAGAGGAUGAGGAUUUGGUAGGGGACGGGACUGACACGUUUUGUCUACCGACCAUCAAGGGCAGACACCAGGACCUCAAAUCCAUCUCGGCGAAUACGAUGGUUAAUGUUUUGACUGGACGGUAUGAUGACGUCAUCGGGAGUUACCACGUCAUUGACUGCAGAUACCCGUACGAGUUCAAUGGAGGUCAUAUGAAGCACGCGGAGAACAAGUAUACACGUGACCAGGUGCAGCAGCUUCUCCAGGAGAGGCGGUGUUAUGACGUCACUGGAAAGAGAAAUAUCCUCAUCUUCCACUGUGAAUUUUCCUCGGAGAGGGGACCCAAAUUUAUGCGUUUCUUGAGGACCCAGGACCGUGCCCAGAACGAGGCUAACUACCCGACCUUGACCUACCCCGAGGUGUACCUCCUGGACGGUGGAUAUAAGGCGUUCUACCACACAGACAAGACUUUGUGCCACCCCAUGGAGUACAAACCAAUGCUGCACCAAGGCCACUCUGACGAAUUACGUCACUUCCGGGCACGAUCCAAAUCAUGGACAGCAGGUGACAAACAGAAGAAAACAGCAUCCCGACUCCGUUUUUAAUCGGUACAAACACGAAAUCUCUGCAGGUUUCACGGUGUGCGAAACACUAGGCUUGAAUGUCAAUUGUGAAAAACGAGAGUUAGUGUGCAUUGACUCCAAUCAUGAACAUUACGAAAAAGAAAACGGAAAUGACGUCUUAAAUUAAAGCUGAAGAAUUAGGAAUCGAAACAACAGCACCCGCUGACCAAGUGUUAACGGCCCUGUUGUGAACUUUUCCUGUUUAUGUUUAACACAUGAUUUUGUAAUGGAAUAAUUAAUUAUCUCGUGCGGAUAAAUGGGAAACAUGAGAUACAUCUGAAGAUGUAACUAGAAGUGCUAGGUACCCAAUAGUGCUAUGUAACAUUGUAUGAUACUGUGUGUGUUAUUGUGUUGUGUGUGUUAUUGUAUUGUGUAUGUUAUGUGUUUUGACUUGUAAUUGCUGCCGUAUCGUGUAGUAUGAAUAAAUAAG